AUGGACCCCAAGCACGACGACCACACGAUGGAUAAGGCGGAGCACUCUCACAUGGAGCACGGCCACGACCGCCACGGAGAGCAGCACCUCGAUGCCAACUCUGUCGAGGCGGCGAUGCACGGGCACGACAAGAAGUGGGAGACGCGCACGAUCCGCAAGAUUGACGUCCGGCUCUUGAUCAUUCUCGGUCUGUGCUACGCCGUCAGUCUCAUUGACCGAACCAACAUCUCCGUCGCUCGAGUCUCUGGAAUGCAAGUAUCUCUGAAUCUGGGCAUCAACGAGCGAUACUCCAUCAUCUCCCUUCUCUUCUUUGUGCCCUACAUCAUCUUUGAACUCCCCUCCAACAUCAUUCUGCGCAAGGUUGGCGCUCGCAACUGGCUCAGCUUCAUCGUCUUUGGCUUUGGUGUUGUCAUGAUUGGUAUGGCGUUCUGCAAGGAGUGGUGGCACCUCGCCAUCUGUCGUGUCCUUCUCGGUCUCCUCGAGAGUGGUUUCUUUCCCGGAUGCGUGUACCUCGUCUCUUCCUGGUACACCCGAUACGAGACCAACUCUCGAAUGGCCGUCUUCUACCUCACCUCCAUGGUCAUCUCUGGUUUCUCGAACAUUAUCGGCUACGGUAUGGGGCUUUUGAACGGCCGGGCUGGUCUUAUCGCUUGGCAAUGGAUCUUCCUGCUGUUCGGUGUCAUCACCGUCGCCCUCUCCAUCCUCGCAGCCAUCUUCAUUGUCGACUUCCCUGAGAAGUCCACCUUCCUCGCCGAGGACCAAAAGGCAUGGGCGAUUGCGAGGAUCGAGCGCGACCGAGGUGAUUCCGUUCCCGACAAGCUCACCUUGCGCGCUUUCGCUCGUGCUCUGUCCGACCCCAAGAUCUUUGGUUUCUCCUACCUCUUCAUGACCGCCACCACCGGUUCAUAUGCCUUCGCCUUCUUCCUCCCCGUCAUUCUUGCCGGCCAGGGCUACUCGACCCAGCUCUCCCUCCUCCUCUCUGCGCCCCCAUACGUCUUUGCCGCCUUCUACACAUUCGGCCUCGCCGUCCUCUCCGACAAGACUCGCAUGCGCGCUCCCUUCAUCGCCUGCUCCAACAUUGUCUGCAUCGUCGGUCUCUCCAUCACUGCGUACGCGGGGACCAUUGGCGUCCGGUACUUUGGCGCUUUCUUGACCAUCGCCGGUGCCCAGUCCAACGUCCCCGCCGUCCUCGCCUACUCGCAGAACAACGUCCGUAUGAGCUCCAAGCGAGCCGUGUCGAGCGCCAUGGUCAUUGGUUUCGGUGGUGUCGGUGGUAUCAUUGCUUCCACCGUGUACCGUGAGGCCGACACUCCCCGCUACAUCCCCGGAUUGUGGACCACUAUCGGCCUCAACCUUGGCUCCUUGGGCGUCCUCGCCUUGCUCACCCUUAUCUUCAAGAAGCAGAACAAGCGGGCCGAGAGGGGCGAGAUUGAGAUUGAGAAUCAGCCGGGAUUCUUGUACACCAUCUAA
Dioszegia hungarica is the source of this 1470-nucleotide messenger RNA. Its product is annotated as major facilitator superfamily domain-containing protein. The record is from RefSeq and is a predicted model, not a curated record. The transcript is spliced from 9 exons. Gene Ontology annotation, molecular function: transmembrane transporter activity. Gene Ontology annotation, cellular component: membrane. Gene Ontology annotation, biological process: transmembrane transport. Bases 1 to 1470 code for a protein of 489 amino acids. Lineage: Eukaryota; Fungi; Basidiomycota; Tremellomycetes; Tremellales; Bulleribasidiaceae.